AUGUCUUUGGUGCCGGACUCAGAUCAGUGCAACAAUGAAGCGGACGAGGUAGCGGCGCUGAAGCAGAGCGUCGUACAGCUGAACGAAAAACUUAUCGACGUCGUGCAGAGAGUGGUGCGGUUGGAACAAGCUCAGGCCCAAGAACGUUCGUUUCUAUGGAACUCAUCGACGACGACGACCAACGCUGCCGGGGACAGCGACGGCAGCGACAAGAUUGGUGGCGACCAGGCGACGUCUCCUUGCAAACACUGCCUGAACAUCAGUGCCAGCAUGAACGCUAACCUCUCUGGUGGUCUCCAGAACGGCGAUAGUCAGAUCCGAUCCUCGAUGUACCGACCACUGUCCGGCAGAGAAAGUCAGCAAUGCAUCAACAUAACGAGAAAGUUCGAUGACCAUCACCUGGUAAGCGACUAA
This is a messenger RNA of Soboliphyme baturini, 414 nucleotides long. The record is from the annotation of a GenBank genome assembly. NCBI's taxonomy places the organism in Eukaryota, Metazoa, Nematoda, Enoplea, Dioctophymatida, Soboliphymatidae.